GAAUCUCAGUUUCAGUUUAACUUGGAGACAUCUACCUUCUUUUUUGUCUCUAUUUUGAGUCUUAGAAUUGAUUCAUUCAACAUUGAAUGGAGCAAAACAACAACAGCAGCAAAAGCAUCAACGACAUGCUCCCUCCAGAAUUGAUAACUCAAAUCUUAUUGAGACUUUCUGUCAAACACCUUGGGCGCGUCAAGAGUGUUUCCAAGUUUUGGAACAAUCUCAUCUCCAACCCCAAUUUCGCAAAAUCUCAUUUUGAACUCUCUCUGGCACCCACCCAUAGAUGUAUCUUCAUCCCAGAAGUUACAAUGGAUCAUCGAUCCAUUGACCUCGAUGCACUAUCCCAUGCUACUUAUGCUGACGCUGCCGCUGCUACAAUAACAAAGAUUUCUCCUUCUCCUGCUGCUGCUGAUAACGAUUCUGAUCCUGAUUAUGAUGAUCACAUCGUUCUUGGAUCAUGUCGAGGAUUCAUAGCUUUAUACCAAUACCCACACUCUUUCGUCAUAUGGAACCCGUUAACCGGAUCCCACAGAAUUAUUUCAUGCCAUCAUAUUGCGAAAAUUUCCGAUAUGGCUACUAAUUGUUAUUACUCCUUUGGCGGCCAGCUUCUCUUUGGAUUUGGGUACGACGCAACCAGAGAUGAUUACUUGGUAGUUUUAGCUUGGAAGGAUGAAAAGAAGAAUCAAGAAGGCCACUUUGAUUUCUUCUCCUUGAGGUCCAAUUCUUGGAGUAGUUUUAAGGAGGAUGUUAUUAUUCCAGACCAACUAAAGAGGAGGAAAAAGUGGGCACACUCGAUGUUCUUUAAGGGGGCUAUUCAUUGGUUGAAUCAUGAUGGUGAUUAUGAUGCUAUUGCUACUAUUCUUGUCUUUGAUACUAGCAAAGGGAAGGGUUUUUUGGAGAUUGCUGUGCCAGAACAAGUAGGAAGGUAUUACCCUUGCCAUCUGACCGUAUUGGGAGGGUGUUUAGCCUUGUAUUAUGAUAAAGACGAUGAUGAUUAUGAUAAAUCUGUGAUAUGGGUGAUGAAAGAGUAUAAUGUGCAGUCUUCUUGGACUUCCUAUGAGAUUCCUAGCAGUUACUCUGAGCCUGUGUGCUUGUCUGAGGAUGGCGAUUUUAUAGGAUUCGAUGAAUCACCUGGAAUGUCGAAAUAUAAUGUUAGAGGAGAGCUGCUCAUGCGUUUUGAUCGUUCUUGUAAUCAGAUUGGGUACGUUUCGUAUAGUGUUUAUACAGAGAGUCUCUUGAUACUGCCUAAUGAUGGCUCUGAGGAGAAAGAAGGGAGUUCAUCAGUUAAAGGGACUGAAGAGAGCACCAACUUAGCCACUUGAUUGUUGUUUUAAGCUGAGGUAAAAAAGUGGAAGGAGUUUCAAGAAACUUUUGUAUAUUUGUUUUUGAGUUUGCUUUGAAAAUGAGUUUCAUUCCAUAUAUGAAUGUUGGAAACUCAAGGACAUAUAGACAAUUCAAAUGGUGCAAGUCAUGUAUUACAUGCAGUAUCUUUUGUGAAUAUGCAAUAAUAGUACUACUAAUAGUUCUUAAGUCUGCCUUAAUUUUCUUUUUCUUCUGCUAUACAUGCAUGAUGAAUGUAGCUUUCCGAUUUUCAUUUUGCAUUGAGAUCUCUAUUAAGUCAAUACAUAUUAUUACACAAUGAUUGGUAUAUAUGCUGUGUAGAAUCAUGUAUAUAUUAUAUAAUAUCAUGUUACUAUUUGUUAGGUGUUUUAAUUCUUGAUAUGGAUAUAUGAUGAAUUCUAAAUGGACAAUAUACACAAAGAUGCUAUUUAGUGUUUUUCUAUCUCCGCGCUUUUUCAGUCUAGAAUCUUUGUACAGAGUAUGGAAA
Arachis stenosperma is the source of this 1825-nucleotide messenger RNA. Its product is annotated as F-box/kelch-repeat protein At3g23880-like. Lineage: Eukaryota; Viridiplantae; Streptophyta; Magnoliopsida; Fabales; Fabaceae. The transcript is spliced from 2 exons. The coding region runs from base 87 to 1319 and encodes 410 amino acids. Gene Ontology annotation, molecular function: protein binding. The record is from RefSeq and is a predicted model, not a curated record.